AUGGAGGAUUGCCGCAAUAUUCUUCCAAAGAAGGUUUUCGAUCUGUGGGAAAAAUUAUUGUGCGAAGCCGGGAUACCUGAGACUGACAAAUUCUAUUGUCCCUUUAAGGACUGUUCUGCGCUCAUGAUCGAUGACGGUGACCACAAUGGCAGAAAAUUGGCCAGAAAAUUUAAGUGUCCUCAUUGUGAUAGAAUGUUUUGUGCAGAGUGCAAGGUUGCUUGGCACCAUGGAAUCAGGUGCAAGGAGUUUCAGAGUCGUAACAAAGACAGGAUGGAGAAGGAGGAUGUUAUGCUGAUGGGGUUGGCGAAGAAACAGAGUUGGCAGAGGUGCCCUAAUUGCAACUUCUACGUUGAGAAAAGUGAUGGGUGCCCAUCCAUGAUAUGUAGGUGUGGAGAGAUUUUCUGUUACGUAUGUGGAAUUACUUACAAUAAAUGCUCUUGUAGAAAUUAG
Molecule: messenger RNA, 450 nt
Organism: Arachis ipaensis
Lineage: Eukaryota; Viridiplantae; Streptophyta; Magnoliopsida; Fabales; Fabaceae
Product: E3 ubiquitin-protein ligase RSL1-like
Biological process (GO): protein ubiquitination
Molecular function (GO): ubiquitin-protein transferase activity; zinc ion binding
Source: RefSeq, a predicted model, not a curated record